AUGGGACAUAAUAAUCAAGUAAAAGUCAAUCAAGACUCCUCAUCAGAAGUGCUUGAAGUCAAUUACAAGUGGAAUAUUCCAAAUUUCCAGAUCCGAAACAUUUAUUCGGAAAAAUUGAUAUUAGGAGAUGGUAUCGAGUGCACAAUUAUGCUAGUUCCAAAAGUUGAGUCAAAAUAUCAAAAUUUCAAUGAUCGCAUGUUUGCUCGUAGUUACUUUACGGUGUUCUUUACAAAAGUUCCGGAUGAUGAAAAUCGCAAAACUUUCUUUAGUUUUGAUGUGCGUACGAAUUAUAAGCGACGACCUUUAGCAACUGCUGGAUUUCGUAAAGUUAUGAUGACUAUUGAAGGAUUCUGUGGACAAAGAAAUAACUUAAAUUCUUUAGUUUGGCACAAGUUCGUUACAAAAGACUCUAUCUUAGAAUUGGACGUUAAGUUUAUCGUUAAUGACAUCAGCUACAAAUCAUUCAAUCUCGAAAAUUUUGAAAAGGAACGCUCCAAAUUGUCUCAUGACUUUGCUUUGCUUUACAAAGCCCCACAAUUAACGGAUAUGAAACUCAUUUGCGCUAAUAAUGAAGAAAUUUCUGUAAAUAAGGCAUUGCUUGCUUCUCGAAGCCCAGUUUUUGCCAAAAUGUUAAAUGAUGAUGUUAACACAUAUGCAAUCGAAGAUGCUAGCAAGGAAGUUGCUACCGAAUUCCUGCGAUUCCUUUAUACUGAUACAAUCUCGAUUAAUGAAUUUGAUGCCAACACCACUGAAUUACUGGAAAUGGCUAAGAAGUAUGAAGUUACAGAAUUGGCAAAUUUAUGCAAACAAGACUUGAUUAAUGGAUGUAAGGAUAAGAUGGACGAAUUAUUCAAGAAGUUUAAUGAUCUGUCCUGUGGUGAUAUCUACGGAUUAACUAAUUUUGCUGAAAUAAAUCGCUGUGUAAAGGAUUUGUACAGAGUAUCCAAGAAUAUAAAUUAA
Messenger RNA from Chironomus riparius, 960 nucleotides. The record is from the annotation of a GenBank genome assembly. Lineage: Eukaryota; Metazoa; Arthropoda; Insecta; Diptera; Chironomidae.